UGUGUCUGGUAAGUUGAACAUUGUGGCAGAUGCGUUGUCCAGGUUGGAGGAAUAGAAGUCCCCUAAAAUACUCUAGGUAGUGUGUAUAGUUGUAUAUAUGUUUAUGCAUGUUGUUCUUGGCAGUUAUGAGAUUCUGUCUAAAUGAUGUAGACAGGUGAGUUAUUUUGUAUCGGGUAUGUCAGUGAGUGUUUGGGUUGGACAAAAAUGUUAUUUUGUCUCCUUAGUGGGGAGGAUUGUAAAGUUUUUGAGUUAUCCUUCUUUGAGUGUUACCUGGAUUUAAAUCUUAGUGAUUUAUAAAUAGAACAAAAGUAAUCAAGUUUGACAAACAGGUAAUGUGAAGGUGAAAAACUGGUUAGGCAGGUUAAUUUAGAAACACUAGUCUUGAGAUAGGGUGUUGUCAGUAUAACGCCUGGACAGUGUUGAAGUCAGAUGUUGAGAACUGACUGGAACUUGGAGUUGGAGUUUGACUAUUGUCAGGGCAGAUAUUAUAUCAGGAAUGAUCAGUUCAGGAGAAUUCAUUAAUAUUUUGUCCAUCAGGACAAUAAAGAACUCCCAGAUAUUUGAACGGAUUUGCAUGGAACCACGGAACUAGACAUGGAAAACAUUAGUGUAGCAGUACAGAAGGCUGAUUUCUACAAUCUUGAAUCAUUCGAUAAAUACAAAUGGCUUGUUUUUAUUCAAGCAGCUUUUUUUGCUUAUAUCCUUUCAUUCAUAAGUUCAAUGAACUUUUCAAUUGUUCGAUCAGUAUGGGGCAAACCUAAACUACAAAAUCAAGCCAACAUUCUGCUGUGUGUAUUGUUGAUUAUAGAAACAUUAUUUUAUGCGCAGUUUACCAUAACAUCUACUGGUAUGAUGUUAAGCGGGAAAAUAUGGCUGAAUCGAACGACAUGUAAAUUAUAUUUAUUUUUCGUACUAGGUACUAUGUUCCUUCCGCAUAUCCUGUUAACGUUAGCAGCGAUUGAAAAGUUCACAUAUAUUGUCUUCCCUUUCAAGUAUGAGCGUAUUUUCUCUUUAGAGAAGACAAUAAUGUAUUUAAUCUUAUGUUUUAUUUUCAUAAUAAUAUUCCUAAUAAUCACAUGUGUAACAGCGGAUGACAUUUCGUUUUCUCCAACGUAUUUAGCUUGUUUUCUAGAUCGUCAUGAUAUGAACACGGCUGCGGCAUUGUAUGGUGUAAUUACUAUGAUUAAUGCUGUAUUUCAAGUUGGAAUGUUUUCUUUCACAAUUACAAAAAUGAAAAUUUCAAAACAUUUAAAAUUAGCCGACCAUCAUAUGUACACCAGAUUGUGGAAAAAUGCAUUGAAUUUAUUUACAAUGACUAUUCUAAAUAUUUCUUCUUGUGUACUAUUUCUUGUAUUUUUUAAUAUCGACGUACCUUCCAUUUUUAGACGAAUUUCAUGUAUAUACAUCAAGUCAGUAAUGCCAUUUGCAGACACUCUGAUAAUAUUGCUUGGAAACAAAUCCAUUCGGAAAUCAAUUAUGUUCAGAAAUAAAAUCAGAACCGUGUAGUUUGAAACAAAUGAAAUUUUGUAAUGGCUUGUGUUAAAAAAAAUUUAAAAAUCAGUUGUUUCUAUCAAAAUGUAAUUGUAGUCACAAUUUCAAAGGCAAAAUUGUUUCUACGUAUAGGUUAGACAAUACUUGGUUUUUUUCUGAAUAUAUAACACCUAAGGUGUAGUCGAUGAUUAAAAAUGUUCAUAAAACAUGACCAAGUAUUUUCUGACCAAUUAAGAACAUAUUCACACCUUGGAAUACAUUACAAAACUAUCUUUCUUUAAUUUUCCUCGGAGUUCUGUAUUUAUGUUAUUUUACUUUUUUCCCAUUCUAAUAUUCAAACCUUAAUAAGAAUUGGUUAAUAGAGAGAAUGUAAAUCAUAUGUUAUGGUCAUUUCAAUGAAAUAGCGCUGAGAUAGUUUUGUGAGGACAAAUAAGAUAAACUGUUCAAAAAUUUAGUUUUUUUCCGCCUCAGGAAAAAUUUAAUACUUGUAUAUCUUAAAUUUCUUGAUUAUAAAAUGUAAACAAUGUUACAUAAAUCAUCUUUUUCAAGUUUGUUUAUUUUUUGAUAAUUUUAAAACUCCCUCAAUAAAUAUGAUUAUAACGAUAAUUCAACAUCAGAUGCUUACUGUUUAU
This is a messenger RNA of Mytilus californianus (California mussel), 2123 nucleotides long. RefSeq lists its product as uncharacterized. Gene Ontology annotation, cellular component: membrane. Gene Ontology annotation, biological process: G protein-coupled receptor signaling pathway. The transcript has 2 exons. The record is from RefSeq and is a predicted model, not a curated record. Gene Ontology annotation, molecular function: G protein-coupled receptor activity. NCBI's taxonomy places the organism in Eukaryota, Metazoa, Mollusca, Bivalvia, Mytilida, Mytilidae. Bases 595 to 1506 code for a protein of 303 amino acids.